Molecule: messenger RNA, 6455 nt
Organism: Conger conger (European conger)
Lineage: Eukaryota; Metazoa; Chordata; Actinopteri; Anguilliformes; Congridae
Gene: slc39a10
Product: solute carrier family 39 member 10
Exons: 11
Coding region: 149-2872 (907 amino acids)
Biological process (GO): positive regulation of B cell receptor signaling pathway; intracellular zinc ion homeostasis; zinc ion import across plasma membrane
Cellular component (GO): membrane
Molecular function (GO): zinc ion transmembrane transporter activity
Source: RefSeq, a predicted model, not a curated record
CGCAAAGCUUCGUGAAUACCUUUUUCCGCAUAUACCCGCCAGCCUUUUGUGCGUGGCUGCCUGUGCGGAUUGAAUUUUUUUGGUACCGAGCGAAGAGGAGAUGCACACGGCACUCGAGUGAGCAGAGGUGAAGAAGCUACCCGCGGAUAUGGUGUCUGGAAGCAGCGAGGAGACCAUGAAGGCCCACAUGCACACCCGCUUCUGCCUGCUGUGCGUGGUCACCUUCCUGUUCCAGCAGUGCAGUCACUGCCACAGCGACGGGCACCGCCACCACGACCGCGACCGCGGCCACGACCGGGACCACGACCUCGACCACAGCGACCUGCAGAUCUCCCAGGCGCCCUACGCGCAGGCAGGGGGCGCCGUGGAGGCGGAGAGCGAGCAGCGCUUCUUCAUCCAGCAGCUGUUCCGCCGCUACGGAGAGCGCGACCGGCUGGACUUCGGGGGCUUCCAGAGCCUGCUGCUGAGCCUGGGGCUGGGCGAGGUCCGGGUGGUGGGCCUGGAGCACGAGGACCUGGGCCACGACCACGUGGCUCACCUGGACCUGCUGGAGGUGCAGGAGGGCCUGCACUCACACUCGCCGACCCACCCGCACCCCCACGACCACGAGCACGAGCACGAACACGAGCACGAACACGAGCACGACCGCAAGCGCGAACGCGGCCAACCGCACCCACACCCACACCCACACCCCCACCCCCACCCCCACCCCCACCCGCAUGAGGAGUCAGAGGAGACCUCGGCUCCAGACUCCCCCCCCUGCAAACGGAAAACUGCAGGGGUGACCGCCUCCCCCGCACCCACACCCACCAGUGAAGGAUUCGAACAUAACAAUACCCACGACCACGACCACGAACAUAACAAUGAACAUGAACAUGAACAUGAACAUGAACAUGAACAUGAACAUGAACAUGAACAUGAACAUAACCAUGAACAUGUCCACCAACAUGAACACGAGCACGAAGUCGGCGCCCCUAGCGUCGACCAGAAGGAGAAACGACCUCAUCGGCGCAAACAGCCGCACAUGCACCACCGGCACAAGCACAACGGCACCGCCAGCCAGCCUGCAGGGCCGCACAGGGCCAAGAACCCAGAGCAGGUGGGGCAGGUGGAGCCGUCGGGGCAGGUGGACGACGCCGCCUCAUCGGGGCAGUCGGAACACCCCUCCCAGGCGACGCCGCCCGGAGACUCGAGCCCCAAACGGACCAGGAGACCCCUGAAAAACAAAACCCCGCGCAACAAAAACAGAGGCGGCCCCGCCCUCACGCCUCCCCCGUCUGCCCCGGGGGAUGAUGGGAAUGCGAAGAGAGCCGCAGAGGACCUAGACGCCGGCGAGCACCAGGAACACGACCACGCUCACGGGGAGGGGCAUGUCCACGUGCGGCGGAGGGAGGCUCCCGGGAGCCCAGCGGGUUCCGCCCCUGCAGCCUCAGCCAAUCACCACAAGGGUCUGGAACACCAACACGAGGAGUGUCUGAACCUGACCCAGCUGCUGCAGUACUACGGCCUGAGCUCCGACUCCCUCAUCUCCCCCACCACCUUCACCUACCUGUGCCCCGCCCUGCUGUACCAGAUCGACAGCCGCGUCUGCAUCCGCCACUACCACCAGGUGGACAUCGCCCAAACUGCCCUGGAGCCUGUCCACUCCGGCUGGAUCUGGGUGUGGGGGUUUGUGUCCAUCACCAUCAUCAGCCUGCUGUCACUGCUGGGCGUGGUCCUGGUGCCCAUCCUCAACCAAUCCUGCUUCAAGUUCCUGCUCACCUUCCUGGUGGCGCUGGCCGUGGGGACGCUGAGCGGGGACGCGCUGCUCCACCUGCUGCCACACUCCCAGGGCCAGCACGACCACAGUCACGACGGAAGCCACUCGGGCGCCACCACCGACCUGAUGGAAGACUUUGACGGGGUGUGGAAGGGCCUCACCGCCCUGGCGGGGAUCUACCUGCUCUUCAUCAUCGAGCACUGCAUCGGCAUGGUCAAACACUACAAAGACCAGGGGGGGACCUUGUGCAGGAAGAGGAGGAAAGGGGAGGAGGCCAAGAUCGGCAGGAAGCUGUCGGACCACAAGCUGAACCGCCGCUCCGACGCCGAGUGGCUCCACCUCAAGCCACUCACUGAUGGGGCCGACUCCUCCGUGCUGUCCUGCGACGGCAAGCACAACGACACCCAGCUGAGCGAGCUGCCGGAGCCCGAGUCCCCCAGCAAGAGCCCGCUGGCCCCCGCGGGGGUGGGCGAGGACGGGGGGCCCCUCUCCCCGGCCGCCGAGAACGGCAGGAAGGCCAAGACGAAGCGCCACGGUCACGGUCACGGUCACUCCCACGGUCACUCCCACGCGCCCCAGGGCCACUGCCACUCCGACCAGGAGAUGAAGGACGCCGGCAUCGCCAGCAUCGCCUGGAUGGUCAUCAUGGGCGACGGCAUGCACAACUUCAGCGACGGCCUGGCCAUAGGAGCCGCGUUCAGCUCCAACGUCACGGGAGGCAUCAGCACGUCCGUCGCCGUGUUCUGCCACGAGCUGCCCCACGAGCUGGGUGACUUCGCGGUGCUGCUGAAGGCUGGGAUGUCGGUGAAGCAGGCCCUGGCGUACAACGUGCUGUCGGCGCUCAUGGCCUACGUGGGCAUGCUCAUCGGCACGGCCGUGGGCCAGUACACGCACAACGUCACCAGCUGGAUCUUCGCCAUCACCGCCGGCAUGUUCCUCUACGUCGCCCUGGUGGACAUGCUGCCGGAGAUGCUCCACGGGGACAGCGAGGAGCACAAGCGCUGCCAGCUGGGCCACUUCCUGCUGCAGAACCUGGGCAUGCUGACGGGCUUCGGCAUCAUGAUGCUCAUCGCCAUCUUCGAGGACCGCAUCGUGCUGGACUUCGGCUUCUGAGCCCCGCCCCGCCCCGCCGCGCCGGGGAGAGGUCUCCAUGCCAACGCUUCCGCCCGCCCGCGCCCGUCUCCUGUCAGUCAGCCAGCCUUGGUGUUAGCUCCGCCCCCCCCUCCCCUCACGUUACAUUAGCUUGACACGUCUGACGCAUGGUUACCAUGGUGCUGUGGUGGCCCUGUCGCUACCAGGUCUGCUGAGGUGCAGAAGCUGUCAGCUGUGCCCAAAAACACACCCCAGCAAGGCCAACACUGCCCCCUGUUCUCUCUCCUCAUCGGCCCAGUUUCCCUCAGGCUGCAGGAUGUUAAAAGCCUUUUGAUAGUUCAGUUCCAGGCGUUUACAGCGACUUGUCCUCCCCUCCCCACACACAGAGCCAGGGGUUUCAUUAAAUCUGAGCCCCCCGCCACCCUGGCAGACCCUCCCCCCCCGGCGUCUGGCUGGCCAGCAGGAGACACGCCUGGCACGGGAUGAUGACGUCUUCAUCCCUCCUCAACAUCCAAUCAGGGGCUGCCGCGGGAAUCCCCCGCCCCCUUCCCACCACAUUCCCGCUCGUUUGGCUGACAUCACCACGGCAACGCUCGCCGAUCAGAUUCGGUUUGAAAGGAGCGGCAGGCAUCGGUUUCCCAGGUAACGCUGUGGGGGGCUGUCAUUGAGGCCGCUGAUUUGGGAUUUGGGAACCGACCUUCAACUUGAGCUGAUCAGAACGCUGGACUUGGAAGCUUCUCACUCGCCAAUGCCUGAGCCAUCUCUCAUCAGUGUUAAAGCCAGACCCUGGCAGGCCAAUGUUUCCGCUUAAACACAUCCUGUGGAGAUUCAGUAUUAAUAAUCGCGUAUUUAAUCUCAUUUUCCCCCUCGCCCCUUCGUCCAGGGGUCGGCACGAAAGAGAAAGCGGACCGGAGCGGGUGGAAACGAUAAGCUAUGAAGCAGUGUUACACAGCUGGAUCACGCGGAGAACUGAGGCCAAAACCAGAGAACCGGACCCCUCCUCCCCCGCACACAACCCAGAACCAGCGCUUUCAGACGUCAGUAGUUGAGCUGUCGAACAGCAGCCUUCAGAGGAGUAGAUUAGUCAGGAGUCCGAUGUGAAAUGCAGUCCAGGCACGAUGUCCACCGGGAGCUAGGUCUCGAACUGGCUGACCGCUUCAUCAAAUGCUUCUGCGUUCGCCUUUAAUUGCAUUUCACGUUGGGGGAAAAAGAAGUAUUAAAUUUGAGAGAUUAAUUUAUUCCAGGCUUUAGGAGAGGAUCCAAAAAUGAUAAUGAAAUAAAAAAUGUAACACUGUGUUGCUCUGCCAAAGUCCUCAGCACAUUGGGUCUGUUCCCUUCUUCAUGUCCUUUCUGUUUUUAAAGGUCUGGCAUCUUCCGUGCUGUCCAGCCCUUCAUCAUAAAUUGUGCACAAAUGUUCAGUUGAAUUGUACUAUAAGCAAAUCAUUAGACUUUAAUUUCACAUUUUGUAAAUUUGGUUCAUUUGUAUUCCUAAAGUGUUCAAAUAUUAUGUAACGUUAACACACUUUAACGUGCCCAUGUGUUGCAGCUGUAUUUCUUGAAUGGGUCAAAAAAAAUUAAGUUAACUUUUCAUUAACCAACCUAAUCCCCCUGACCUGGACCAACUUUCUUUCUUCAACUCAAACUUUGGCGCAGCUACAGUACCGAAUCAUAGGAGUUAAUUAGGAGUUGUCUUGUAGACUGAAAAUAGUUUUUUUUUUUGGUUUGUUUUUCGCUGCUUUUUACAGCCAUUUUGUUUGUGGAAUUCUUACUUUCCUUAAAGCCAGCUGGGUGAAAACUAUAAGCGAGAUAAGAGAGCUUCUUAUGAAGCAGCCCAAAUACGGCUGUGACAAUCCAACACGCUCUGCACAUGACACGCGUGGCUGUGCCCCGUGCCGACGGACUCCCGUCAGACUCAUCCACACCGCUGGCCGAUAUCCCUCCUGACACGGAGCCCAAGGAGGAACGGCGUGGCACCGGUGACUGACACCAUGGUGAAAAGGGCCACUUCUUUUUUUGUUUUGUUUUUGGUGUAUGUGACGCAAAAGCGCUUUGGAGCUGUGCCAAACGCGGCCGCUCCGUCCGACGUGAAGCCGCCGUGUUCACCUCUCUACAUUCCACCGGCCGCUCCUGUCCCGCCCGGCCCGGCCCGGACGGACGGACGGACAGACGGCCUCUUUAGGUUCGCUGGAGUUCAUACCUGUGUGAAUUACGCCUGUCACUGUGUGACAACCAUUGGUCUCGUCUCGUCGGGUGUAAAAUCAUUGAGAUCACAUUAAACUAAUGUAAACUAGGUCGAAUCAAAAACAUGCAUGAGGCAUGACUUAAGCAGACAAGACAAAAUGUAAAAUAUGUUUUGCUUGUAAUUUUUUUUUUUGUUAUUAAAAACAUGUGAUUGUGGUGUCUGAACAUUUUGUUUCUCUUUUUAAAAAAAGAAAAAAAAAGAAAGAAAAAACACAUUUGUGAUGUUUUUCUUAGGGGCCACAGUAACUGGUGGAAAUGGUUGUUGGUUCAAAUAUAGGCCUUUGGGCAUAUCUGACAAGCCUCAGAUUAAAAGCGUAGUUGCUCAGUCUGGACAAAUGUGGCCCAAACCUGCAACAGGGUCCCAGGGAUUCAGCUGGGUAACACCGGGAGAGAACGCCCAACGGUGUGUGGGGCUCCAAUGUGUCAAUCACCGACUCAUUGAACAGUUUUGGCCCUGCACGGCGAACCGCAACGAUCGGUUCACAUCGAUGCGUCGCUGGUAGCGUACGAUAGCUGUGUGAAUGCUCGCUCUGCCAUCACCGGUGCCAGCAUCAUCUUCCUCCGAACCUAUCAGAGAAGAGCAUUUACCUCAGAACCACACUGGCUUUUGCCCCAGAAACGGCAGCGGCGAAUGGUCUUCUCUCUGUCUUCUCACUGGAUGAGAUGAGGAGGGAGGGGCGUUUGCAGCCUGCCUGUGUUCUUUCUCUUUACCUGGUACCAGACAUAACGACCUUUCCUUUACCUGCUGUGGCUGUUACCCCCACGCAAUGGAAGGGAAUACAAAGCUGAGCUAUAUGAGCUGGCCAGAGUAAAGCCCAAGGCAUUCACUGCAAAAGAAGACCUAAACAAGCCUUUUAGUUUUGUAAACAGAUUUCAAAUAUAACUAUUUUACUCUCAAGCACAAAAUAUUUGCUCAUUUUAAGUGGCUUUUUGCUUGUAAUGUGAAAUUGUUUUACCCCAUUGCCAAUCAUUUGGUCUUAUUUACCAAAAGAAUUCAUAGAAAUUAGAUUUUAAAUCUAAAUAUAAAACUAAAAUAUUUGUCCGCACCCCUUCGAUUGUAGUUACUCUGCUGAACAAUGGAGUGAUUGCUUAUGUUCUGAAGGACUUAAGAGGUCGCAUCUCAAACUCAGUUGCUUGGCCCCUAAGAAUGUCUUUAUGUAUGGGCAGGUACGAUGGUGUAAAUCUAUGCUGAAGUCAAAACGAUGAAGGUUCCUGUUGGUUCUGUCUUUUUUUAAUUUUAGGCUAUUGUUUACAAACCUGGAUAUAUAAAUGUGUUCACUACAUUUGCCCAUCUUCGCCCAUUGUCCGUUUGUGCAGGUUCUCCAUCCAGACAAUAAAAGGAAAAUAAAGUUCACAAAGAGUU